AGGGUGUGUUCAGCUGGCCGCAAUUUGGUCAAGGCUCUUUGUUGUUUACUACUGGACAGACGUCCUCGAGACCGAGUUCAUGUAAACAUGAAGCUCGCUCAGCGACUGGCCAGGCAGCUAUCAACAUCGCGAUCAGGAUCGUACUCUCCCACGAGUCCAACGAACACAAGUAGGCAUAGUACUGAUUUUGAACCCUGUCAUGCCUUUCCUACUAAAACUAGUAAAAGUCCCAGUGUGGAAAUAAUGGACAAUCAAGCAGAAAUAGAGGAAAAUGACGAGAUCAAGACUCAGCACGAAGCCGAGCCAGAGCCAGAGGGCAGCGGUGACCGUGAUGAGGGCGGUGAUCCCAGUGAGGAGAUGACCGUGGAUGCGUUUUCGUGGGUUAUGACGGAAUGUCUCGAGUUUAUCAACAGAACAUUCGGCUUCCUCACUGCGAAGGAGCUCAAUACUUGUGCCAGAGUUUGUAAGGUGUGGCAGAAACAAGCCAAUCGGACCUUAUCUCGGCGGCAAGAUCUCAACUGGGUGUCUGAACUGAAAUUAUCUCACGCUACCAACGACAGGAUAUCACAUCCUUUGGGUUUUUUUGGACAUUACCUUCAGCAAAUGACACAGUCAAUGGGGCCGGUCCCAAAGUUUGCUUUGAUGUUCACGGAGUACUCCAAGGGUUCGGACUACAGGGGUACAGGCCAGAAGAGAAAGAAUUCAGAAGAUGUAGGGCCUGCGAAAUCACAGGAGGUCGUAGAUUAUUUCAAAUCUCUGCUCCCUCAAGAUUGUGUAUUCCUGAGCCUCAUGACUCCGGGGGUUGCAGGACCCAUGGAUAGUGCGAGCACAAAACCCGGUAAUGAGAGCGAGGGUGACGGGGCAGCAACCUGCGUCCUCUUCCCCAGCAUCCCCGGCGUCCAGACCCAGCUCCUGCCCAUCUCCCCCAAACUCCUUCAGGGAGGCUACAAGGAGGAGCUCUGGCAGCGAUGGCUGGAGGCAGGGAUCUCCCCCAACGAUACCCAGUGUGUCUUGCUCUUCGGAUGGGGCUUCAUAUCGGGUGUCCAGCAAGCAGCAGCUGAGCUUCAGAGGCUCUUCCAGGACAAGGCCAAGAAGAAUCCUGUCAUCGCCGGAGGGAUCGUCAACAGGUUGCUGAGUAAAGGAAUCUGCUCAAAAUCCGAGGAAUCGUCUGGAGUGAUAGGAGUAACGUUCUCAGGAACCAAUGUGAAGGCCAUUUCAGUACUUCUCAACGAGCAGGUCAGGACACGGACGGAAGCGAAUGCUGCCAUCGCCAGGCUGAAAGAAGCCAACCUUCCUAUCAGGCCCAACUACAGCCUGGGCUUCAUGUUUGCCUGUGCCGGAAGGGGGGCGCACUUCUACGGAGAGGACAAUGUGGAAAGCGAAGAGUUCCAUAAGCUCUUCCCGGACACUCCUUUGUUCGGUUUCUUUGGAGGCGGGGAGAUUGGCUGCUUAAACUUGACAGCCGGCAGAGACAUUGACAAAUUGAUGCUUUCCAACACGGCCCAUGCAUACACCACCAUUAUGUGUCUUGUGACCUUCGACCCCAGUUAGAAAAUCAUGUGAGUAACGCCGCUAGACUUGAAAGGUGGACAAUGCUUGCUAUCGUUUCUUACGACGGAUGUAAAAGACAAAAAUCUUAUUGAUCGCUAUCAUUAUCAUGCUGUAUUGCACAAAGUAUUAAAAGUUUUCUGUCUUCUUUUUACGAAGUCUACGAAAAUCUGAACCAGAUUUUGUGGCAUAGUCACAUCUUAUGGAUGAGGACAUACUGUCUAUCCCCGAAGGACUUGUCCGUGAAGGCCAAGUGUGAUUUAAAGUCAUUUUUAAAUGGCGAUGGUAGUCAGGCACCUUGCCUAGUUCUAAGCCGCGUCAUUCACACAGGAAUCUGGUGAGCUGCUUUCCUUCACUAUAAAUCCUCAAGAAGGGAAAAUAAUGUAGAUGUGCGAAAGCCACUGUGAAACGACUUUUAGUGCCUUCACAGAAGAUGGCCAUAGUAAUGUCACCAGUGCAGUGAUGCAUAAUGUAUCAUGUGCAGUAGAGAGGGAGAAAAAAAGUUGAGUGCGACUCACCUCCUUAUUAAGUCUCUCAAUGUAUAUAAUCUUUAUUUCAAUAAUGUACACGCACACAUAUACACCAAACUAAAUGCAUGCACGUAUUUGUCGAAACAGUUGACACAUACAGCAUUUUG
Lytechinus variegatus (green sea urchin) is the source of this 2185-nucleotide messenger RNA. RefSeq names its product F-box only protein 22-like (gene fbxo22). NCBI's taxonomy places the organism in Eukaryota, Metazoa, Echinodermata, Echinoidea, Temnopleuroida, Toxopneustidae. Gene Ontology annotation, biological process: protein polyubiquitination; regulation of skeletal muscle fiber development; positive regulation of proteasomal ubiquitin-dependent protein catabolic process. The transcript has 5 exons. Bases 88 to 1551 code for a protein of 487 amino acids. The record is from RefSeq and is a predicted model, not a curated record.